CUCGCGAAAGUAAGAUUUUAUUGUGCAAAGAAAAUUUAGUGAAUAUUUAAACCGACGUUAUUAACGGCUUCUAUUUGUAAUGAAUUAAGAGUACAUUUAUGUUGUGUUUAUACAAUAAAAAAAGCAGUACUCCAAAAAUUUAUAAUUAUAAUUUAAACUGGUCUUUAACUGUAAUAGUUUAAAGACCGCCGUUGGUGUAACUUUAUUUAUAAUUAAAUAUUAAACCACCAAACAACCAAGAGAAAAUAAAUAAGCUAUUGUCUAACAUGGUCAACGCGUAUACCCAAAUAAUCGAUAACAAUUUGUUGGAAAACAUUUAUAUUAACAAAACAAAUAAUUUAGCGCAAACAGUUUUGCGUCGUACCCGCUAUUGUAUAAAGAAGGAUAAAAUUGAGAAAGUGAAGAAAAUCAGAUCUAUAAGACAUAUGAAAAUGACUACAGCUGUGACAGUGCCUUGGUUCGGAGCCUAAAGGGUUAAGGAUUUCAGUUGGAGCUCGUGACGAGUUCAAAUUCUUUUCAAAAUGGUUGCUCAAAAGAUCAACGUCAGUCCGCAAGGAGGCGACGAUAUCGGAAUACAAUACGACUACAUCGAAAGACAUGGUUUUUUCGCAAACGAGUCACAAAACUCGCAGUUUAUUGAAAGUAAUAGAGAUAGAUCGGUUAAAGUCCGGAAAGAACCUGAAGGUAAACCGUCCUUACGGAGUUGUGACCGACCUAAGAACGGAAACAGCACUCUCUUCUCCAACGACACCAUCAACGCCAUCAACGCCUACAACGCCACCGCUAACUACAAGCUAUUCAGAGGAAUUUCUCAAACCGGAGCCCGUGUAUCAAAGUACGAUGCAGGAUUUGGAUGCAGAGUUCUUCCAAGAUUUGAUUCAGUGGUGCGAAGACACACCUACCGAGCAAGUAGUAGUACAGUCCAUUGAUCCAACAAAAACAACAGACACGAGGGCACACACCACCGACACACAGCACACACAAUUCCCACCGCUGGUUUGGGAUGUAAUUGAUAGUAACUCUCCUAUAGCUCAAUCGAGCUCAUUCAACCCGACACCACCUAGUUUUCCCGACUCACCAGUCGGGAACGGCAUGGCAGCGUUCAACACAGAUUUCUUCGGUUCCCCGACCUUCAUGAAUGAGGAGCGACUAACGUUCCAGGAACAAUUUUUAGAUAUAGAUAAGCUGCCUGUUGUAAUAGGGGAUCUAGCGUCUGAAACUAUGGCCGACUCGAAUCCGUGGUUAAGUACGGAACCGGUAUGGCAUAACACAUACGAUUACAUGAAACCACAUACAGAUAUACACACAAUGCCCUUCAUCGAUCAAGAGGACUCACUGGACAUGAAAAUGAUGUCCGUAAUACCACGGGAGGUAGAAAAUGAUGUGGUGAUAUCGGAAUAUAUCCUUAGUGAGGCACCGCCUCGGCCCUCGUUGGCCUUAGACGUGGCUGCCAGGCCGUGGACAAACGACGUCAUCAGCACGCCAGAGGUCCUCACAUACGUCGAGCAACUUGAGAAAGAAAAAGUUCCUUCCGUAAGCUCGGCCCCGAUAUCACCAUCUCAAUACACUUCAUCCCCUGCGCCAAGUUGCGCAAAAUUGGAAAAUUCUCCGUCGGCCGAAUAUGAACCCAUCACUCCAAAGAGCGAACCUCCGUUGGACUCGGAAGAAGACAACAAGUUGAGAACGAGCAAGAGGCAACGGCGCGACAGCGAAGAAUCGGACGAGUCGUAUACACCGUACGAACAAACUCGGCGAUAUAAACGUCGGAAGCCCAGCAUACCCAUCAAGGAUAUGAUACGCGCGCUGGAAGGGUCACAACAGCUGACGAAGGCGCGACGCGGGCGACCCCCCAAAAGGAGGGAAAGCACAAUCUCCAACGUUAGCGAAAACUCCUCGUCUGUUUCUACGCACGAAAUAAAGUACAGAGAGCUCAGAGAUAAGAACAAUGAAGCCUCAAAACGAUCCAGAAUGAACAGAAAGCUCAAAGAACUCCAGAUGGAACAGUUGGCUAGCGAUCUCGAAGAGCGUAACAAGAAGCUAAGAGUUCGAGCUGAUCUGCUCGAAGAAAUGACUAAAAAACUGAGGGAAGCUUUCAUGGCGGCGGUCGCGAAGAGCAAAGUUGGUUAACUGUUUUUCGGAACUUUUACGGCUUUCAAUGAUUUUGUCUUACGCUUAGCGUUGAUCUUUGUUUGCUUCGCGGGCAACUAGAUUAGUAGACACAGGCCCAGACAAAUGUUCUGAGCGUAGUUAUAUCGUUUUUAUUUCGCUUUGUAUUUUUUUUAAACCGGAUAUGACAUUUUUAAUACAGGACUUGACGUUUUAGAUUAUAAGAAUUACAUUUUAAGAAUAUAAUUACUUAACACUUUAUUAUAUUUUUAACGAGAAGUGUUAAGGUCUUGAUUUAAUUUAAUUUGUAAGUCUUUAUCGAGGCAUCUUUGAAACUCGAAUUUAAUGUUAAAUAAAAAAAAAUCAAUUAAUAUUAAUUAAUCUACAAUUGGUUAGUUUUUGAGAUAACGCAUGGUAAUUGAUCGCGGUAGACUUAUGUUUUGUUGUACUUGAAAUAAAUGUUUUCAACUUGUUGAA
Pieris rapae (cabbage white) is the source of this 2583-nucleotide messenger RNA. RefSeq lists its product as uncharacterized. The transcript is spliced from 6 exons. Bases 598 to 2127 code for a protein of 509 amino acids. Gene Ontology annotation, molecular function: DNA-binding transcription factor activity. Gene Ontology annotation, biological process: regulation of DNA-templated transcription. The record is from RefSeq and is a predicted model, not a curated record. NCBI's taxonomy places the organism in Eukaryota, Metazoa, Arthropoda, Insecta, Lepidoptera, Pieridae.